GCACCGCCUUAUUAUAAUAAGGCCUUGUAUUGUCACCCCUCGCAAAACCUCACCUGAACACUCUCCCCGAGUCUGCACGUCGCGCUAGUGCAUGCCGCCCUUUCAUCGUCACCGCAGAUAUCAUAUGAAAAUAGAACAGUAACCAGCUCAGUGGAACGAGCACAAUCGGGUCCAUUUGCGCGCCCACAACUCCACAUCCACACCGCUGCUCAGUUUUGCCUGAUGCAUUUUAUAAGAAAGUGCUGAAGUGCUCAAUAUCUCCACACCCUGCCAGCCAUCAUGGUGGCAAACAGCAGCAGCUUGGACCUGCAGCGGCGUGCCCAGGGAGUCGGGCCCCAAGGCCCCGAUGCCCCCGCAGCCCCAGCCCCAGCCCCAGCUCUUCCCGACGUGCUGUGCGUUCUCGACAUGUGCGCGCUUGUCGCGCUGUGCCAGAGCCUCUCUGAACGCGAUCUCGCGAAUGCACGCCUGGCUUGUCGGGCGUUGCGCAACGCUGUCAGACAGGGUGUCCGGCAGCUCACCGUGUCGGUCUCGCAGUCACUGGCGCAGAACUGGCGGCCGGGGCAGCGCUCGCCGCUGUCGCUGUUUCCCUGGUGCGAGGACGUCAGCAUCAGUGUGGACACCAACAUUUGGGACACAAGUCGCUCAAGCGACGGUGAAAGCAGCGAUGACGACGAGGGGGAAGCGGGUGAGGGCUACGGCGACAGCGGCUACGGCCACCACCACACCGCCCGCCUGGCCCUAGCCGGUGUCAGCGCGCAGGCGCUCGGCCGCAUCAGGCGCCUCACUAUCGUAAAUGAUUACGAUUCAAGACGUGGUUUUGAUCUGGAGGCCGUGGUUUGCACGUUCGUACCGCAGCUGCCGGGGCUUGAAGUCCUGGACGCGAACGAUGUGCGGCAACUGGAGGGCAUGGAAGCAGCCGACCGCGCGCGCCCCACCAUGAUUUACCAAGCUCUGGCGCAGCACUGCCCCCGGCUGCGCUAGCUGCGGCUGCCGGCGGUUCCCGGCAUGCUGCACGGCGUGGGCGCGCUGGCGGCCUGUGCCGGCCUGGCGGAGCUGUAUUGCGCCGAGUCCUUCGCGGGGUGGGACGGUCCUGCGGUGCUGGGCGCGGCGGAGUUGGAGGGCCUGUCGCAGCUGACCCAGCUGCGCACCCUGAAGCUGCGCUGCCACGACCGC
Molecule: messenger RNA, 1173 nt
Organism: Chlamydomonas reinhardtii
Lineage: Eukaryota; Viridiplantae; Chlorophyta; Chlorophyceae; Chlamydomonadales; Chlamydomonadaceae
Exons: 1
Coding region: 280-981 (233 amino acids)
Source: RefSeq, a predicted model, not a curated record